Messenger RNA from Oppia nitens, 498 nucleotides. RefSeq names its product cuticle protein 14-like. Gene Ontology annotation, cellular component: chitin-based extracellular matrix. The transcript has 2 exons. Gene Ontology annotation, molecular function: structural constituent of chitin-based larval cuticle. The record is from RefSeq and is a predicted model, not a curated record. The coding region runs from base 1 to 498 and encodes 165 amino acids. Lineage: Eukaryota; Metazoa; Arthropoda; Arachnida; Sarcoptiformes; Oppiidae.
AUGUUGGCAAAAAUUGUCUGUCUUUUAGCAGUUAUUGUAGUGAUCAGUGGUAACCAUCAUGACGGCGGAUACUCAUCAUCGCACCGACUACAGGACAACCACGGAAAUUACAAGUUUGGCUACAAUAUAAAGGACAAAUGGGGCGGUGAGAAUGCACGAGAGGAAAAGGGUGGCCCACAUGGAGGUGUUGUCGGAUCAUACAGUUUAUACAGUCCCAAGGGAGGCAAACGAACUGUCCACUAUGUCGCCGAUAAGCAAGGAUUUCGAGCACAGAUACAAACCAAUGAACCGGGAACUGGCAAUCAGGACGCGGCCGAUGCCAUCAUUAAUGGUGUAGACCACUCUCAUGGCUAUAAUGGCAAUCAACAUAACUAUCAUCAGAGCCAUAAUAAUCAUAACAACAAUCAUAAUGGUUAUAGCGCUCAGGCCUACGUUGACCAUGAUAACAAUAAUUAUGAUAGUCAGGGUAGAGGUUUCAAUAAUAAUAAUGACUAUUAA